AUGUUGUUAUUCCAUCACAUGCUGGCCGGAGCCUUUCUUCCGUUCCUCAUCCUUUCAGGAAAUUGGGUUUCAGCUGAGAACAUCAACUUUUACAACGUGAGACCUCCACUAGACCCCACUCCAUUCCCAAACAGUUUUAAGUGCUUUACCUGUGACAAUGCAGUGGACAAUUACAACUGUAACAGAUGGGCUGAAGAUAGAUGGUGCCCUGAAAGUACUCAGUACUGUUUGACAGUUCAUCUCUUCACAGACCAUGGGAAGAGUACAUCAGUCACCAAAAAAUGUGCUACCGGAGAAGAAUGCCAUUUUGUAGGCUGCCACCACCACAGGGAAAGUGGCCACACAGAGUGUGUUUCAUGCUGUGAAGGCAUGAUUUGCAACGUGGAAAUACCAACCAACCACACAAACGCAGUAUUUGCCGUAUUGCAUGCCCGCAGAACGUCGGACGGCAGCAGGCGGACAGUCAGCGUUGCCGUGCUUGUGUCAGUCCUGAUGAUCGCGCUGUCGUGA
Charadrius vociferus (killdeer) is the source of this 510-nucleotide messenger RNA. RefSeq names its product LY6/PLAUR domain containing 6B (gene LYPD6B). NCBI's taxonomy places the organism in Eukaryota, Metazoa, Chordata, Aves, Charadriiformes, Charadriidae. The transcript has 4 exons. The coding region runs from base 1 to 510 and encodes 169 amino acids. The record is from RefSeq and is a predicted model, not a curated record. Gene Ontology annotation, molecular function: acetylcholine receptor regulator activity.